Haplochromis burtoni (Burton's mouthbrooder) is the source of this 4670-nucleotide messenger RNA. RefSeq names its product mcf.2 cell line derived transforming sequence-like b (gene mcf2lb). The transcript is spliced from 31 exons. The coding region runs from base 1275 to 4655 and encodes 1126 amino acids. Gene Ontology annotation, molecular function: guanyl-nucleotide exchange factor activity. Gene Ontology annotation, cellular component: cytoplasm; extrinsic component of membrane. The record is from RefSeq and is a predicted model, not a curated record. NCBI's taxonomy places the organism in Eukaryota, Metazoa, Chordata, Actinopteri, Cichliformes, Cichlidae. Gene Ontology annotation, biological process: positive regulation of Rho protein signal transduction; intracellular signal transduction.
ACAUAUAGAAAGCAGCUGUUUUCAGCGAUUCUCCUGCUGACUGUCUAUAUAAAUAUUUUAAAACCUUUUGUAGUCUUCAUAUUCUUGUUUCUCAUGUUUCUCUUUGUGAUUUUGUUAGAUAUUCAUGCAGUGCUUGCUGUAGGUUUUACUUCUACAUAUACAAUUUGUGCAUAUACUUUAUGCACAAUGUGCAUGAUCUGAACACACAGUAUGUGCAUUUUUGUCUGUACCUGAAGCUAUGAGAUUUCGGAGGAAGGUUUUCAUUUCCUGUCCUCCCAGCUCUGUUUAAGUCAUUAGCCAUGAGGAGAAUUUGAGAGAGGGAUUUCUGUUUUUUAGAUGUUAUGUUUUGUAGACUGAGACUAUUAACUCUGACACCAUGGAAAAUUCUCAGGAGAAAAGAUUAGCAAAUAUUUUGGUGUAGUAGUUUUGUGUGAUUUCUUGCAUUUGCAAGUAACUCAUAGUCUUCCAGUUCUUUGCUCUUCUUGUUGAUCAAAGUGAUUUUUGCACAGUUGUUGCAGCCUUUAUAAUAACAUUUGUAGACAGUGAAACUGUAUACAGAAGUAUGCUAAUCGGCCACUUUAUAAGAACUGCUCAUUGAUGCAAAUAUUUAAUCUAUGUGCCUACAUGUGCAGAGUUGGCAGCAUUUAGACAUGUAGACUUGGUCAAGAUGACCUGCUAAAAUUCAAACUGAGCAUUAGAAUACAUACACCAGUUAGUUUACAUCAGAAUGAAAUUUCAAUGCAUUUACUCGCCAUCACAUUGCACAAUCUCAAUAAUAAAUUAAUCUAAAGGUAUAAAAUAUAAAAAUAUAAUCUAGGAUAUGUGCACAUAAUAAUAUAAGAGAAAUGAGUCCAUAUACAUUAUUAUUGGUAAAACUUUACAGAAUAUUAACAAUGGAGCAGAAAACCAGAGUAAAUCAUUAUUCCAGGCUGUCAUGAUCCAAGCAGCCAGGAACACACAGGCACAAAUAUAAUCUUCAAAAAAUGGGUUUAUUAUACCCCCAAAAAGGACAAGAUGAUUACAAAAAUUCAAAAUAACAAAAAAUAAAGUUUUUAAGAACCAAGUGGGCCCAUAAAAGAGGUUAACUUAACAGACCGCUACUCAAAAAUCACUUUAAAAAACAUAACUCAACAAACUGACCUGCCCAAAUGAGAAACAGCUCCAGUUAUAUAGCAAAUGAAUAAACCAUUAUAUACACCAAAGGUGAAAACUAAAGAGAUAACAGAUAACCAUCAUUCAAGAAGAACCCCAUUCCCCCUGCAUGAUCACAAUAGAUGGUCCAGUCCACUUUAUUGGCUUCUGCAUUUAAACCAGCUCCACCCUCAGCCUCCUCUUUCAGCCAAACCAGGAAGGACUGGAGCAGAGAUGAGAUUAUGCAGCUGGACAGCUGUCCUCUCCGCGCUGCUGACAUCACUCCUGACCUUCAAAAGAAGUUUGCCUUCCUUUCAGGAGGAAGAGGAGAUAAUGGCAGCCCCAUCAUUGUGUUCCCAGAAUUCCCUGCAUUUGGGGAGAUCACAGACAAGGAGUUUCACAACGUGUUGACCUACCUGACAAGCGUCCCAAGCUUGUCGUCAACAGGCGUGGGGUUCAUCCUGGUGAUUGAUCGCCGGCAAGACCGAUGGGCAGCUGUAAAGGGGACCCUGCUUCGUAUUGCAGGCUCCUUCCCAGGGAACCUCCAGCUGGUUCUGGUUCUGAGGCCCACUACCCUUCUCCAACGCACACUCUCCGACAUCCUCUUCAAGUUCAACAAGGAUGAGUUCAAGAUGAAGGUGCCGGUGAUUAUGUUGAGCUCUAUAACUGAGCUGCACUCUUAUAUUGAUCGCACCCAACUGACCCAGGAGCUCGGGGGAACACAGGAGUACUGCCAUGAGAAGUGGAUCUCUCACCGCACAGCUAUUGAAGGCUUUGCACUGAUGGUAAAGAAAACUGCACAGACUCUGCAGUCAUUUGGGACUGAGCUGGCAGAAACUGAACUCCCAAAUGAAAUACAGGCCACAACCAUCCUUCUGAGCACACACACCAGCAAGAAAGAAAGAAUGAAGGAGGAUAUACUGGUGGCUCUGGGUCAGGGCAGCAGGCUGUUGGAGAGCAUCAAUGAGCCUGUAGUGCGAGACCCUGACCACAACAUGAACCAGGAUGAACUGGAGAAUCUGGCUACAGUUCAAAGAUUGCUGUCUCAGCUGGAUGAGACAGAACGAGCUUUUGAUGAGUUCUGGGUGAGACAUCAAACCAAACUAGAGCAGUGUCUUCAACUGCGCCACUUUGAGCAUAACUACCGAGAGGUGAGGGCUCUGCUGGAUCAGGUGUCUGAGAAACUUGCAACCUUCUCUGAGGUUGGGAUCAGUCCAGCCCAUGCUGACCACAUCUUCAUUGAGCUCACGACCUAUGAGGAGAAAGUCUGUGAGGUUCUGGUCAGAACUGCAGCCUUGUCCCAGGAGGGUGAUGAACUGAUCCAGAAGUCCCACUACGCUGAGGACUCCAUUCAGCCCAAAUGCAGUGAGCUUAGAACAAUCAGUGAAACUGUGAACAACAAUCUGAGAGCCAAGAAGGACCAUCUCCUCAAAGCCAGGGAGCUACACCACCGGCUGGAGCGGGCAUCAAAGUGGGUUGAUGAUGGCAUAUACCUGCUGGCUUCUCAGCCGGUUGAUAAAUGUCAGUCACAUGAGGGCGCAGAGUUGGCCCUGCAGGAGCUGGAACGUUACCUGGAUAAUGCAGGCGAGAAUCAGCUGACAGACCUCAGCACCAUCUGGAAAGACUACGAGGCCGUGCUGAACCAGCAGUUGAGGGACCAAGUGGAGAAAGUUUUCCAGAAGCAGGCGUCCAUGCAGGAGAUGUUUGACAAGAGGAGAGUCAGCCUCAAGAAGCUAGCAGCUAAACAAACCAGGCCUGUGCAGCCAGUAGCCCCGAGACCCGAAGCCUUCAUCAAAUCCCCUCUCAGCUCACCUGCCCGCAGAGCAAAGCUGGAGAAGAAAUGCUCAGAGACAGACUCUGGCAACUGUGAAAAAGGAAAUGGCCAACUGAAGAACGAAUACAGUAGCAGCAGACAUACCUCUCUGUCAGAGGAGGAGGAGAACCUGGCAGUGCUCAGGCGACAUGUUAUGAACGAGCUGCUGGAAACUGAGAGGGCUUACGUGGAGGAGCUGCUCUGUGUCUUACAGGGAUACGCCUCUGAGAUGGAUAAUCCAGCAAUGUCUCACCUUAUCCCUGCGCCUUUGCAGAACAAAAAGGAGGUUUUGUUUGGCAACAUGCCGGAAAUUUACCACUUUCACAAAAGAACUUUUCUGAGGGAGUUGGAGCAGUACACAGACUGCCCAGAGUUGGUUGGUAGAUGCUUCUUAGAGAGGAUGACAGACCUGCAGAUCUAUGAGAAGUACUGUCACAACAAACCUCGCUCUGAGAGCCUGUGGAGGCAGUGCUCAGACUGCGCCUUCUUCCAGGAAUGCCAGAAAAAGCUGGAGCAUAAACUGGGUUUAGAUUCAUAUCUCCUGAAGCCGGUUCAGAGGAUUACCAAGUACCAGCUGCUACUGAAGGAAAUGCUGAAGUACAGUAAGGGCUGUGAAGGGGCUGACGACCUGCAGGAUGCGCUGACCUCCAUCGUGGGGAUCCUCAAGGCUGUCAAUGACUCCAUGCACCUUAUCGCCAUUACAGGAUUUGAGGGUAAUCUGAGUGAGCUGGGUAAACUGCUUAUGCAAGGGUCAUUCAGUGUGUGGACCGAGCACAAGAAAGGCCAUGCCAAGGUUAAGGAUCUGGCCCGUUUCAAGCCCAUGCAGAGACACCUCUUCCUCCACGAGAAGGCCCUGCUCUUCUGCAAGAGGAGAGAGGAGAACGGGGAAGGUUAUGAGAAAGCUCCUUCAUACAGCUUCAAGCAGUCCUUGAAUAUGAGAGCCGUGGGCAUCACUGAGAAUGCAAAAGGAGACAACAAAAAGUUUGAAAUUUGGUGCAACUCCAGAGAAGAAGUCUAUAUUGUUCAGGCACCAACGGCUGAUGUCAAAACCACUUGGGUAAAUGAGAUCAGGAAGGUCCUGACGACCCAGCUGGAGGAAUGCAGAGAAGCAAGCCAGCAGAGGGCACCAGAUCAGGCCACCCAUGCUCCACCUGUUCCCACUGGAACCGUAAGUCUCAGCCCAUUCAAGACAGGCCAGAAGAGCAUUAAAAAGGGAGAAGAGAAGAAAGCUGAGUCCUGCAGUCCUGAUGUCAAUUCCUCCUCUUCUGUAAAGGCUGCAGGGAAAGAUGAGGGUGUGACAAGCCCGACCUCAGACAGAGCUGCUGUGGCUAAAAAGCGCUUUACUUUACAGGGCUUCAGUAACCUCAAAGCUCAGAAAGAGCCCUCAAGUACUGAUGACAAAAGUUUUACAUUACCCAUGACAGUCUUCCCAUCAUCAGGAUCUCCCACCAGCCCAGAUCACAAGACGAAACGCCAGAGUGAUCCCACACCAUUUGGCUUUAAAGAUGCAGGUCCUCCAGCCCUCCACCUGACCAGAGCCAGGUGGUUCAGCACCUCUAGUCUCUUACAGACAAAGUGGAGAGGCUGGAAUAAAGCCUCCCUGUCACUCGAUGCCUCAGGGGAACAUGAUGGCUACUCCAGCGCUGAAGAUCCUCUUAACUCUGACCCAGAAGACGAAAAUGGCAAGAAGCUGGUGAGUCACUGUGUAUGACUAACAGAUAGCAGG